Mustela erminea (ermine) is the source of this 1266-nucleotide messenger RNA. It is a transcript of the gene CBLN1, whose product is annotated as cerebellin 1 precursor. Gene Ontology annotation, molecular function: protein binding. NCBI's taxonomy places the organism in Eukaryota, Metazoa, Chordata, Mammalia, Carnivora, Mustelidae. The coding region runs from base 408 to 989 and encodes 193 amino acids. The record is from RefSeq and is a predicted model, not a curated record. The transcript has 3 exons. Gene Ontology annotation, cellular component: glutamatergic synapse; synaptic cleft.
GCGGGGGCGGGGCCAGGCGGCGGUCCGCGCCUUUGUGCCCGGCGCGCGCUCUCCGCCCGCUCCGGCUGCAGCGCCGGCUGCAUCAAUAAUUCAGAGCGGCGGCGGCGGCGGCAGCGGCGGGUGCGAGCAGGAGGCGGCGGAAGCAGCGGGGACCGAGCGGUAGCGGCUAUGCAUCCAAGUACGGCUGGGCAGCCGCGGCACCCCUGAGGCCCGGGCGGGGCUCCGGGAGCAUCGCGCCGGGGGCACGCUUGCCUCGGAGUGCAAGGAAGAGCAGUAGUGUCCGGAGCGGCGUCUGCGAAGCUGCGCACGGAGCUGAGGAGGGGGCUUCGGAGUGGGGCUGGGGCGGGGGGGGGCGGCUGGCGCAAGCAGCCCCCGGGGUGGGGGGCGGGGUGGGCGCCGGCGUCGCGAUGCUGGGCGUCGUGGAGCUGCUGCUGCUGGGGGCGGCGUGGCUGGCGGGCCCGGCCCGCGGGCAGAAUGAGACGGAGCCCAUCGUGCUGGAAGGCAAGUGCCUGGUGGUGUGCGACUCCAACCCCACGUCCGAUCCCACCGGCACAGCUCUGGGCAUCUCUGUACGCUCUGGCAGCGCCAAGGUGGCUUUCUCUGCCAUCAGAAGCACCAACCACGAGCCGUCCGAGAUGAGUAAUCGCACUAUGAUCAUCUACUUUGACCAGGUACUAGUGAACAUCGGGAACAACUUUGAUUCUGAACGCAGCACUUUCAUCGCCCCGCGCAAAGGGAUCUACAGUUUUAACUUCCACGUGGUUAAAGUCUACAACAGACAGACCAUUCAGGUGAGCCUCAUGUUAAAUGGGUGGCCGGUGAUUUCAGCCUUUGCUGGUGACCAGGACGUGACCCGGGAGGCUGCCAGCAACGGAGUUCUAAUCCAGAUGGAGAAAGGCGACCGAGCAUACCUCAAGCUGGAGCGGGGGAACUUGAUGGGGGGCUGGAAGUACUCGACCUUCUCCGGAUUCCUGGUGUUUCCCCUCUGACUGGCUCAUUGCCGGAAUGGAGGCAGGGAGAGGGCGAAGGCAGGAGGAAGGCAGGAGAGAGAAUGAGAAAGAGGCUGAAAUUUAGAGGACGAGAAAGCCGAAGGACUUGAAACUUCCUACAUGUUCCCCAGCUGUAUCCGGGUAAAAGGUGCGCGCCGGGGGAUCGGACUACUCUGUCCGUUUCCUCAAUAGGAAAAGUAAAUUCCGCUUAGCUCUGCGCACUCCCAUUUCCAAAAAUAAACUCGUCUCCCCGAUUCCGGUUGAAGUAAUCAAGAAA